CGUUGUUCUGCGGUGAAUCAAGGGUUACAUUGUAUCAAGCCCGUUGUCGCUCGCUUCCUUGGAACUUACGCCAGCCAGUGCAUCGUUGUCAUUGAAGUAUCGGAGGGCUGCUUCAGGUCGAAACACGGGUCCGGAUAUUGCUGAGUGAAAUCUUCAGACUCGUUUCCGCCUUGCAAGAAGCUCGUCAAACCCUCACCGACCUUCUUUAUUGUCGUCUGUCUGCAGGUUAUACCUGGAGUUCCUCUUUCUUGGACAUAGACUCCAGCUACAUGGAGGACUGCGCCGAGGACUCCUUCGACUCGAUAGAGGGCUGUGAGCUAGGCUCGAUGGCAAGGAGGCGGAAAAAACGGAAGAGACGUUCUACUUCUGGAUUACAGAGGCUCAUCAGAAAGGCUUGGCGCAGGAUGAAAGCGGACGGCCAGGAAUCGAGCUCUGAGGAAUCAUCCGGCAACGAGGAUAUCCCCCUACACUCAGAGUACGAGGAGGAACAGACUCCCAGGUACCGGCCCGACUCCUUGGCCAGUCUCUGUCGGGCGACACGGUUCACGGAAGCUGAGCUGAAGCGCAUAUAUCGGGGCUUCAAGGCUGAGUGUCCCACGGGUGUCGUCCGGGAGGAGACCUUCAAGUGCAUAUACUCCCAGUUCUUCCCGCAGGGCGCCAACACGAGCCAAUAUGCCCACUACGUAUUCAAUACCCUGGACCAGGAUCACAGCGGUCUACUCAGUUUCGAGGACUUUGUCACCGGUCUGAGCAUACUGUCGAGGGGUUCGAUGGACGAAAAACUUCGCUGGACGUUCUCGCUCUACGACAUAAACGGUGACGGCUGCAUAACGCGGGACGAGAUGACUGACAUCGUCACAGCAGUUUACGAUCUGAUGGGAAAAUUCGCCGACCCGAACCUGGAUCACGAGGGAAUACGAGACAAGGUUGACCGGAUGUUCCAGAAAAUGGACGGCAACAGGGACGGAGUGGUGACGCUUAACGAGUUCCUGGACGCGUGUCGCGAGGACCCGGACAUUUCGGCGAGCAUGGCAGCCCUGGACACGGCCUUCUGACACUCGGUGCGGCCCCGCUACGCGCCCUGGACUUGAACGUCGCUCCGUCAACGAGAAUCGUGGAAUCGAGCCCGACGAUUGCGCCUCGCCGAGGCGGUCGAGGAGCCGGACAAGCCCGUGGCGGAAGUGACCCAUUACCGGAAGUCCUCGGGCCCUCGGGUUCGAGCUGUGGAAGGGUGCAGCGACCGCGAGGCGACGGGGGAAGACGGUGUGAUUUUCCGUUCUCCGAUUUAAAAUCAUUCGAGCCUGGCCGCAAAUUCCUUCGAAAGUGAAAAAUGCUGUUCGAGAAAGGUUGAUUCCGAAGCUAAUUGAUGUGAGU
Molecule: messenger RNA, 1374 nt
Organism: Neodiprion fabricii
Lineage: Eukaryota; Metazoa; Arthropoda; Insecta; Hymenoptera; Diprionidae
Product: Kv channel-interacting protein 1-like
Exons: 7
Coding region: 270-1055 (261 amino acids)
Molecular function (GO): calcium ion binding
Source: RefSeq, a predicted model, not a curated record